UUCUCUCACGUCCCUCACUGACCAGUUGUGUCGUCGGUGUGUUGCAGACCGCGCGUCCUCCGCCGCUGAGUCGCGCCCGCAGCAGACGGACGGCCGCCCGCCGUUGACGGCCACCUCGUCCUUCGCGCGGCCACCACACCGCCUCAUCCUCGUCGUCCUCGUCGUCGUCCUCCUCCUCCCGGCCCCGGGAUGUCGUCCUUCAUCAACAGCAUCCUCUCGCACGAGGGCGUGAACGCGACGGUGGCGCUGGCCCGGCGCAAGAGCAGCAGCGUGACCAACACCGUGAGCCACGUCUUCGGCAAGGACGGCGAUGGCAAGGACAGCCAGCAGCAGCAGCAGCACCUGAACGGCGGCGCCCUGGUCAAGAGCAGCCACCACGCGCCCCCGCCCGGUGGCGGCUCCCCGCAGCACCUGGGGCCGUCGCCGGCCUCGCCCGCCCACCGCCGCCCGCUGCGCCUCAAGAAUGUCGCCACGCACGCCGAGGCCUUCGACACGCUGCACUUCAAGACCAUGCAGCCGCCGCCGUGCCAGCAGUCCCAGGCCUGCGUGGGGAGCAUCAUGUUCCCGCCGCUCAACCGGUUGGCGUCGGCGUCGGCGGCGGCGGCUGCGGCGGCCUCGGGGGCGGCCUCGGGGGCGGGCGGCGGCGCGUCGGGCUGCCCCGCGCUCAACCCCCAGCUCGCGGCCGCCGCUGCCGCCGCCGCCACGGGCACCUGCCGGCCCAAGGAGGAGGUGCUGGUGCACGCCAAGGACUUCCUCGACCAGUACUUCACCUCCAUCAGAAGGCACAAUAGUCCGGCUCACCAGGCGCGCUGGGAGCAGGUGCAGAAGGAGGUCAUGAAUAGCGGCACCUACCAGCUCACCGAGACAGAGCUGGUGUACGGCGCCAAGACGGCGUGGAGGAACUCGGCCCGGUGCAUCGGCCGCAUCCAGUGGUCCAAACUGCAGGUGUUUGACUGCCGGUCCGUGAGCACGACGACGGGAAUGUUCGAGGCGCUGUGCAACCACAUCAAGUACAGCACCAACAAGGGAAACAUCCGCUCGGCGCUCACGCUGUUCCCGCAGCGCACGGACGGCAGACACGACUUUCGCAUCUGGAAUGCGCAGCUCAUCUCGUACGCCGGCUACAAGAACCCCGACGGCACCAUCCUGGGCGACCCAAUGAACGUCGAGUUUACUGAGGUGUGCAUCAAACUUGGCUGGAAGCCCAAGAUGACCCGGUUCGACAUCCUGCCCCUGGUGCUGUCCGCAAACGGGCACGACCCGGACUACUUCGACCUGCCGCCCGACCUCGUCAUGGAGGUCGAGCUCAGCCACCCCACGUACAAGUGGUUCUCUGACCUGGGGCUCCGCUGGUACGUUCUGCCCGCCGUGUCAUCCAUGCUGUUCGACGUCGGCGGCGUCGAGUUCCCCGGAGCGCCCUUCAACGGCUGGUACAUGAGCACCGAGAUCGGCUGCCGCAACUUGUCCGACAUCAAGAGGUACAACAUGUUGGAGACGGUGGCGCAGCGGAUGGGCCUGGACACGCGGACGCCCAUCACGCUGUGGAAGGACCGCGCCCUGGUCGAGAUCAACGUGGCCGUGCUGCACAGCUUCCAGAGCCGCAACGUGACCAUCGUGGACCACCACACGGCGGCCGAGAGCUUCAUGAAGCACUACGAGAACGAGAACAGGCUGCGCAACGGCUGCCCCGCCGACUGGGUGUGGAUCGUGCCGCCCAUGUCCGGGUCGGUGACGCCCGUCUUCCACCAGGAGAUGGCCCUCUACGUGCUCAAGCCGUCUUACGAGUAUCAGGUCGGAUCAUGUUCAGAUGUGGUACUAAUAUUUUCCACCGAAGAACUUUCAGCUUUUCUAAAUUAUGCAUCAUUGACCGUUACUCAUCACAGCCUCCGUUUUUUUCCAGAGGCGCGGAGCAGGGAGAAGCUGCUUCUCGCCGUUAUUGUUGUUGUUGAUAUUAUUAUUAUUUGUUUGUUUCUCCUUCCUUCGCAAAGGGCGGUCAAGUUCACCUCCAAGCUGUUCGGGCGCGCGCUCUCGCGCCGCAUCAAGGCCACGGUGCUGUACGCCACCGAGACGGGCAAGUCGGAGGCGUACGCCAAGAAGCUGGGCGACAUCUUCGGCCACGCCUUCAACGCGCAGGUGUACUGCAUGGACGAGUACGACAUGAGCAGCAUCGAGCACGAGGCGCUGCUGCUCGUCGUCACCUCCACCUUCGGCAACGGCGACCCGCCCGAGAACGGACAGGUCAGUCGUUCUACUCUAUUAAAGUUUAACUAUGUUAGUACAGUGCGGAACCGCAGGUUCGCUGUGUUCUCCCUGGGCUCCUCGGCGUACCCCAACUUCUGCGCGUUCGGCCAGUACGUGGACAACCUGCUGGGCGAGCUGGGCGGCGAGCGCCUGCUCAAGAUGGAGUGCGGUGACGAGAUGUGCGGCCAGGAGCAGGCCUUCCGGAAGUGGGCGCCCGAGGUGUUUAGCGUGGCGUGCGAGACGUUCUGCUUGGACGACGACGACUCCUUCCUGGAGGCCACGAUGGCCUUCAAGUCCGAGAGCAUAUCCCCGUCCAGCAUCCGGUUCGUGGACGCCGAGCCCCAGGAGAUCGACCAAGGCCUCUCCCGCUGCCACAACCGGCGCGUGCGAGCGUGCAUGCUGCGCCGGCGGAGCAACCUGCACGGCAGCAACGCCUCCAGGGCGACCCUGCAGCUGGAGCUGGACGCGGGCGACGUCGAGUACCAGCCGGGCGACCACGUCGGCGUGUUCGCCAUCAACCGGACCGAGCUGGUCGACGGCAUCAUCGCGCACCUGCAGCAGCCCUGCGACCCGGACAAGGUGGUCGAGCUGCAGCUCGAGAAGGAGAGCCACACAUCCAACGGCGUGGUCAAGUCCUGGGAGCCGCACCCGCGCCUGCCGCGCGUGUCGCUGCGCAUGCUGCUGGCCCGCUUCCUGGACCUCACGACGCCGCCCACGCCGCAGCUGCUGCAGUGGCUCGCCACGCAGGCCACGGACCCCGAGGAGCAGCGCGGCCUCACCAUCCUGGCCACCGAGUCGGGCGCCUACGAGGACUGGCGCCACUGGCGCUUCCCGCACCUGCUCGAGGUGCUCGAGGAGUUCCCGUCCGUGCGGCCGCCCGCCGCCCUGCUGUGCGCGCAGCUGACGCCGCUGCAGCCCCGCUUCUACUCCAUCUCGUCCAGCCCGCUGGUGCACCGCGACCAGGUGCACCUCACCGUCGCCGUGGUCACCUACCGCACCAAGGGCGGCGAGGGCCCCGAGCACUUCGGCGUCUGCUCCACCUACCUGCAGCACGCCCCCGUCGAGGAGAACGUGUACCUCUUCGUGCGCAGCGCGCCCAACUUCCACCUGCCGACGGACAUCAGCAGGCCCAUCAUCAUGGUGGGCCCGGGGACUGGCGUCGCGCCCUUCAGGGGCUUCUGGCACCACCGCAAGGCGCAGCUGUCUGGAAAGCAGGAGUACCGCGUCAAGCCUCUGGAGGAGCGGACCCUCGACCUGGCGGUCCCCGUGUCUAAAAAGUCGUUCUCGGUCGAGGACCUGGUGCAGUUCUACGAGCGUUCCGACGCGGCGGUCGGCUCCAUGUGGCUCUUCUUCGGCUGCCGCCAGCGGGCGCUCGACCUGUACAAGGACGAGAAGGCCGCCAUGCUGAGGGACGGGGUGCUCGACCAGGUCUUCCUCGCGCUAUCGAGGGAGCCCACCAUAGACAAGACCUACGUGCAGGACCUGGUGCGGCGCGAGUCGGGCGCCGUGUACCGCAAGCUGGUGCUCGAGGGCGGGCACUUCUUCGUGUGCGGCGACUGCACCAUGGCGGAGCACGUGUACCAGACGCUCAAGCUCAUCAUCCAGGAGCGGGGCGCCAUGACGGACAGCCAGGUGGAGCGGUACAUGCUCAAACUAAGGGACGAGAACCGCUACCACGAGGACAUCUUCGGCAUCACGCUGCGCACGGCCGAGGUGCACAACCGGUCGCGCGAGUCGGCGCGCAGCCGCAUGGCCUCGCAGUCGCAAUAGAAGUUGCGUGUCCGCUCGGCGGGCGAGGCGGGCGAGGCGCAGGACGACGACGUCGACGCCCCCCUCAGCUCCAGGACCGCCGGCGGGCACGAGCCCAGCGCGCGGCAGCGGCUCAACACGGACUAGCGGGUCAUGGGCGUUACGAUACGGGCGACGGAGGCAUCCGCUGCUGCCUUCCGUCGCUGAUCACCGAAACAUUCCCAUCGACAGUUGGAACCACUGUGGGGGGGAAAGAGAGCAUGCGCUGACUGCAGUCACACUCAGCACAUUCAUCCGGGGGUGUUUAGUAAAUUUACCUUGCCGUUUUCUCCAACUCAAGGGCAAGACCGUAAUUGCACGACCAUUUCAGUCUGGAGCCUACUUGGUAGGUGCAAUUAUAUUUCAGUAUGAAACAAAGUACCUUAUUUUCUACUAAUUAAAAUUAAAUCCAAAGGUAGGUAUUGGAACUCUUUUCCCCAACCUUUUCUCUCAUCAAACUCCUGUUUAUUUUAAUUUGAGAAGCCCUCUGCUGUGCAUGCACUAUGAUUACUUCACAUGUUAAUUCUGUCAUUUUUGUUAGAAAUUAUAGCUGUACCUUACAGUAUUCCCUCUAACAAGCUACAAGAGCAAAUGCAAGAUGUGGAUUUAAGCCUAUCCUUUUUGGUGAAUAGAUAUAAACGUUUUCAAUCAUAAAAGUUAGUGUUACAUAGUUAACUUCAGAGAGUGGGAGACUAAGAUUUAAUCUCAUAUCAUGAUCCUUUUGUCAGUCUUUUUCUCAUUCUGCACUUAGAAGAAAGUUACCUCUUUAGCAUGUUUUGUAUUAUUUUCUUCAAUGCUAUCAUAAGAAAUGAGUGGUUUCUGUGCUUUUAUAAAGAUCGGCCACUGCAAUUUGCAAACAGCAUAUUAAAUAAUGUAUUGAUGUAUAGUUUUUAAACUUCUGAAAUCUAUUAAUUCCAUUGGUUAAUAUUUUAUAAAAUUGGAGGUCCUCACAUACCUUUUUGACUCUUUUGCUUUACCUUUUGCACUGAAAUAUUUGAUUGUUAUGAUAAAGUAUUUUAUUGCACUGUAAAUUAGAGGUGUUCAGUUAUUUAUUCAGCUGGCCCUCUCUCUUCAAGGGUGAAAUUAAAGGCCUAUUUGCAAUUUAUGUCGUAAGUCCUAAAAUUUGCAACAGAGAUAAGUGAUAAGCUGUAACUUUUUGGUGAUGUAAGUUCUGUUUUGUCAGAGUUUAUCCCUGCUAAUGAGUAUAGUUAGUACUGGUUAGCAGAGCUAUUUUCUGGUAACAAUUUCAAAAGUAGGCAAAAUUAUCUAAACCUAAUUAUUAGCCUAAUACUAUGGAAGGAAGCAAUAAGUAAUCAGUUGUAUCAUCACAGUGGGCUUUUACUGUACUACUUUCAAUAUCAUUAAAGGUUUUUUUAAGACUUGAUAUGAGAAACUUGCGCAAGGUUUCACUUUUUAUUGUGGCAGAUGUCUUCCGUACUCAAAUGUAAAUAAGUAGUAGUUUGGCUGUGACAUGGUGGGCGACAUAAUUUGAGAGAUUGAGUAAGAUUAUGCAACUACAAGGGGUAUCAUAUGUGGAUUUCAUGAAUGUGUCUUCUGAUACAAUUGUUUUAAAAUUUAUGCUAUACACAAUGUCGCAUUAUAUCCUAUUUUUCUACUUUGUUUGAGGGGCUAACUUUCUGUAAAGUCUAUUGUAUGUUGCAAGUUUGUUUUUUAAAUGUACUAUACUUCUUGUUACUAAAUAUAAAUAUUUUAACUUGCUCUGUGAUUAGGUAAGCAUUUAUUUUUCUUAAGUGUCUUUGGAAGUAAGUACAGUACAAAUAUUCUGCUUUGAAGUCUUCAAGCUUCUAUUGUGGAAAUUUUCAACCACCAGAUACAUCCAUUUUCAUUAAAUUCUUUUGUUGUUGGGUGGGGAAAUUGUACAUAUGCUGUAACAUUUGUACUAUAUACAAGAUGUUGUAUAGGCCAUCAAUGAGCUGAGCUCAUCAUCUUUAAAAUUUUGAAUACUCCCAUUUAUGAGUUCCUCUUUCCUUUGAGCAUUACUUCCUAUAUUUCUAAAGUUUGUCUUAAUUUUAUCAAAUUGGUUGUGCAAUAUGAAAAAGUAUACUUCAAAAUGGGGUGCUUAUCAGUGUAAAUAACUUGCAAGUGAGAGAAAGCACAUGCCAGUCUUCAUCUCAUUUAUUUACUAAUUAUUCUCUUAAGUAUUUUAAGGAGACAAAGCUUGUCUUUACUAAUAUUCUCAUAUCAGUCAGAUCUGCUGGAAUGAGAGAAAUACCCUAGAAUUUAGUGGCAUUUUCCUUCAAAGUGCUUAAAGGAGCCAAACUUGUCUUUGGUGGAAACCAAAAUGCAGCCUCGAAGUUGGAACGUCAAACACAUUGUGAUAUAGUUACGAUUGUGAAUGCUCCUUUUGGCUUGUUGAUAUCUGAAUAAAUGUAGUAUCAAACAUUCUUUAUCAAAUUUUCUUGUUUCUAUGAGGAAGUACUUUUCCAAUCACUAUAUAGAAGUUCUUGCGGGCAUAUUGCCUUAUGUUAAAUAAGCAAAAGUAAAUAAGAUUGAUGAUUUUUUUCUUUCUUUGA
Molecule: messenger RNA, 6563 nt
Organism: Frankliniella occidentalis (western flower thrips)
Lineage: Eukaryota; Metazoa; Arthropoda; Insecta; Thysanoptera; Thripidae
Gene: Nos
Product: nitric oxide synthase, salivary gland
Exons: 18
Coding region: 190-4011 (1273 amino acids)
Biological process (GO): nitric oxide biosynthetic process
Molecular function (GO): FMN binding; heme binding; NADP binding
Source: RefSeq, a predicted model, not a curated record